AUGCCGGCCCCGCAGCCCCCCGCCCGGUCCGGCCAGGCCUUCACCAUCGCGGCACUGCUGGGACUCACUCCUCCUCCUCCUCCUCCUCCUCCUCCUCCUCCUCCUCCUCCUCCGCCGCCACCGCCUCCAGCCCCCCCGCCGCUCUGGGGAACCCCCCCCGGUCCGCUGCCGCCGCUCGCCGACCCCCGGCCGCUCUGCAUCGCCUGCUGCGGGGUCUCGCCCCCCUGGGCUGCUCGGUUGGGGGCAACAGGCUUCCUGAUCUCCAAGUGCUGCUUGCCCAUCUUCAAAGCCAAGACUGGCAAAGCCAAGCGGGUCCGGACCAUCUUCACCAGCGACCAGCUGGCCCGGCUGGAGAAGGAGUUUGCACGACAGCAGUACAUGGUGGGCACGGAGAGGUGCCUGCUCGCCUCCUCCCUGCACCUCACUGAAGAGCAGGUGAAAGUCUGGUUCCAAAACCGGCGGAUCAAGUGGAGGAAACAAAGCCUGGAACAGCAACAAGCCAAACUGGCCAAAAUGGGUGGCCACCCCGCAGAGGAGCCCUGACUCGCAGAGCCACCACGGCGAAGAGGACAAGGACUUCCCAGCAGAGUCGGAGGACGGCCAGGAGGACACGGCCUCCUCCCCCAGCUCAGGGACAGCACCCGCACAGACUGUGACAAAAAGCUGCUGAAUCGCCCCUUCGGGCCGCUUUUCCGUGUGUAUUAUAUGAAUGUAUCAUAUCUAAUAUAUACAG
This is a messenger RNA of Aquila chrysaetos chrysaetos, 733 nucleotides long. Its product is annotated as homeobox protein notochord-like. NCBI's taxonomy places the organism in Eukaryota, Metazoa, Chordata, Aves, Accipitriformes, Accipitridae. Gene Ontology annotation, molecular function: DNA-binding transcription factor activity, RNA polymerase II-specific; DNA binding. The record is from RefSeq and is a predicted model, not a curated record. Gene Ontology annotation, biological process: central nervous system development; regulation of DNA-templated transcription; neuron differentiation.